Molecule: messenger RNA, 1239 nt
Organism: Xylona heveae TC161
Lineage: Eukaryota; Fungi; Ascomycota; Xylonomycetes; Xylonales; Xylonaceae
Product: DnaJ-domain-containing protein
Exons: 4
Coding region: 1-1239 (412 amino acids)
Biological process (GO): response to heat; protein refolding
Cellular component (GO): nucleus; cytosol; cytoplasm
Molecular function (GO): ATP binding; Hsp70 protein binding
Source: RefSeq, a predicted model, not a curated record
AUGGUGAAGGAAACCAAGUAUUACGACGUUCUGGGGGUAUCCCCCGAUGCGACCGAGCAGCAGCUGAGGUCCGCUUACAAGAAGGGAGCCUUGAAGUAUCACCCUGACAAGAAUGCGUCCAACCCAGAAACUGAAGAGAAGUUCAAGGAUCUCUCGCAUGCCUAUGAGGUCCUUUCCGAUUCCGAAAAGCGACAGCUGUACGACCAGUAUGGUGAAGAGGGUCUUGAAUCGGGCGGUGGCGCUGGCGGCAUGUCCGCAGAGGAUCUCUUUUCGCAAUUCUUCGGCGGCGGUUCUGCUUUCGGUGGCAUGUUUGGCGGCGGCAUGCGCGACACCGGCCCAAAGAAGGCUCGGACUAUCCACCAUGUUCACAAGGUUUCCCUCGAGGAUAUCUAUCGCGGAAAGACUUCGAAGCUCGCUUUGCAGAAGUCUGUCAUUUGCCCCAAGUGCGAGGGACGUGGUGGAAAGGAAGGUGCUGUCAAGAAGUGUACGGGAUGUGAUGGUCACGGUAUGAAGACUAUGAUGCGCCAGAUGGGUCCUAUGAUUCAGCGCUUCCAGACCGUCUGUCCCGAUUGCCAGGGAGAGGGCGAGAUUAUCCGCGAGAAGGACCGUUGCAAGCAGUGCCACGGUAAGAAGACUAUCAUUGAGCGAAAGGUUCUGCACGUCCACGUCGACCGUGGUGUCCAAAGCGGCACCAAGAUCGACUUCCGCGGCGAGGGCGACCAGAUGCCCGGUGUUCUUGCCGGCGACGUUCAGUUCGAGAUUGAGCAGAAGCCUCACGCUCGCUUCCAGCGCAAGGGAGAUGACCUCUUCUACCAUACUGAAAUCGACCUGGUGACGGCGCUCGCCGGUGGCCAGCUCCACAUUGAGCACCUUGACGACCGAUGGUUGACCGUUGAGCUCAUCCCUGGCGAGGUCAUCAGUCCUGGUGAUGUCAAGGUCAUUCGUGGUCAGGGUAUGCCUACAUACCGUCACCAUGAUUUCGGAAACCUUUAUAUCCGAUUCGAUGUCAGGUUCCCCAAGAAGCCAUUCGCCAAAACUCCCGAAGAGUUUGCCCAGCUCGAGAAGAUCCUCGGACCCCGUGAACCUGCCGCUGUACCGCCGGCCCACGCUAUGACUGAGGAUUUCGUCGUUGAGGAUGUCGAUGCCCAUCAGCAGGCUCGCGCUGAUGGCGUUGCCAUGGAGGACGAUGACGAUGACAUCCCAGCUGGUGGUGAGCGGGUGCAAUGCGCUUCGCAGUAA